Messenger RNA from Passer domesticus (house sparrow), 13725 nucleotides. It is a transcript of the gene TRPM6, whose product is annotated as transient receptor potential cation channel subfamily M member 6. Bases 2843 to 8950 code for a protein of 2035 amino acids. Lineage: Eukaryota; Metazoa; Chordata; Aves; Passeriformes; Passeridae. Gene Ontology annotation, cellular component: plasma membrane; apical plasma membrane. The transcript is spliced from 40 exons. Gene Ontology annotation, molecular function: monoatomic cation channel activity; ATP binding; protein serine/threonine kinase activity. Gene Ontology annotation, biological process: protein phosphorylation; protein tetramerization; metal ion transport. The record is from RefSeq and is a predicted model, not a curated record.
UUUGUUGCUUAUUCAUUUAGCUUGUUAAGAUCUCUGAAUACCUUCUGAAGAAAGGAGGUGGCUUAGGGUUUUAGGCAGUUCACAGUACCUCACUGGAUAUCCUUCUACCCUCUGUCAGAUUAACUGGAUUCACAUUUGGACAAUAUGUGUUUUUCUCAGUGAGUUUUAACAUUUUUGUUUUAAGUCCAAAUACACCAACUUGUCUUAGGAGGUACUUUGAAUUUUUUAAAAAAGAAACUCCUUUUCUGGCAAGAAGGCUAUAAACCUGCUAUUUCAUGUUUACUAUAACCAAAAUAAAUUAGUGAAAAAAAUAGAUCUAUUAAUUAUUGAGAUGUUUGAAUUGGUUAUAUGAUCUAGGAGGGUUUUGACGCUAUGUAAUACGUGCAUUCCUGUAUUUGUGAGUUUUAUAUUUCAGACCAUCCAGUGUUCUCAGGAUGCAGCUUUUUGCAUUAUUAGCUAGGAUCUUUGCAACACACUCUGCUCAUUUACAGUCUGCUGGAUACUUCACUGGCAGUAGAUGCAUCCUAGCAGUAGCCUGCGUUUUAUUAUUAAAAUCUGUCAUUCCACUCCUUUCACAGAACAGAAGAUGUUUUAUUAUGGUGUUUCAAAUACAUGUUUGAGCUAUCCCAUAACCAGAUAAAUAAGUCCUUUACAACAAAUUAAGCUUGCAGCGUGCUGUAAGCCAUAUGUUUACUUCAUUUGCAAUUGUGCUGCAGGCAAGCACUUUCCUCAUGGUUCGUUCCAGUUGUGGACUUUGUUAUGGGCUGGAAUGUUAUGGCUACUUUUAGAGUGUUUCCUGAGCUGAUUCAUUUUUUCCGUUCAUCUCUUUGUAAAUAGAGGUAAGUUUAAAAGCCUUGGAAAACUAUUUAAAAUUACUCUUGAGAGUCGGGGUUAUACAAAAGGCUGGAGCAGUAACGGGGAGUGAUGACAGGUUACAUAAAUUUCACAUUAGACAACAGGUAUGAUAAGAAAUUGCAUUUCUCAGUGUCUGGUGUCUCCAGAUGCCAUGUGACACUGAACUACCAAGUUGCUGGUCUUGACUUCUGACUCCAUUUUUGUAGAGAUCUUUCAUUUAAAAGCUGCUUAUAAAUGAUAUGUAAGCAUAAGAAGUUUUAAUUCGCAUACACAUUAACACCCAGUGAAAAGAAAAUGGUCUUUUAAGAUAAAUGCUAUCACAUGUCAAGACAAUGUCAGUCAGUAGCUGCAUACUGACUGACAGUUUUAAUUUGAUAUGGUUUUAAAUUUUAGAAUUAAAAAAUGAAUUGUAUUUUCUAUAGUUAACUGGGAGUUUGUAUUCUCUAAAAUAUUUCUAAAAGGAAAAGCCAGUGUCACAACCUUAAGAACUUGUUAGGGGUAACCACAUUUAGACACCACCCGGCUUGACCGGGGGCUGUAUCAGCAAGUUGCAUAGUAAAGGUACAGGGAAAGGUAAGUCAGAUAUGGGAGUUAAAUAGGUUUCAAAGCAGAUUUAAACAGCAAAGUAGCAUGACCAACGUUUAAUAAAUAUUUUGCAUUAUUCUAAACUAAAGGCCUGUUUUAUAUUGUCUUAUUUGUGUUUAUUGAAGGCCUGCAUUAUGUUUAUGGUUCCUAAGAUAGAAAAGCCUCUGGAAGGAGAUUAAAGCUCAAGUCCAGAUCAGGAAAGUGAAGAACUACUGUGGAAAACAGGCUGCAUAAGUGAAUGUGUUUUGGGUAAGUAGACUGUGGUAGAAAGGGAAAAGCGGGGGAUGGAAGGUGGGUGAUCAUGGAGUAACUCAGCCUGUGAGUGCAGGUAUAGUUGGCCAGCAGACCAAUGACAAGAAUGUUUUCAGCAUUAGCUGUAUCUUCAGCACAGCAACCUUGCAGUAAUUUGAAUAUGGUAUCAACUAAAUGUAAUAGGUUUCUCACUGUUUUGACAGUUGCUGGUUGAUUAUUUUCCUGUUGGCCAGGAACUUAGUGGGUGUUAAAAAAGCAUGCUUGUAUACAGGAACUUGGAAAAUAUAAAAGAUCCUUCAUAAAAGUGUGCAAAUGUAUAUGUUACCAGGUGAAACUAAAGAUAAUUAGUAUCCAGCAUCUGCCAGCAUGUUCUAACCAGAACAGUGGAUUCCUUCAGGGAAAUUAAUGUAUUCUUUUGUGAAAGCCUCUGACCUUGACUGUGGGAAGAGGGGUUAAACUGCACAGACUCACUGUUUUCCACAGCAAAACUUGUGCUCAAAGGAGCAUUUCAUAAUAACUAAUAUGCCUGGGCUGGCUUAAAUAUUUCCAUGCCUACAGUUAUAACUUUGACCCUCUAGGUGGCAAUACACCUUCACAGCAAGUUAUCACGAAUCUGGAAAAUGUUUUGGUAUGCUUCUAUUCCAGACUGCUACUGAAAAUUCAAGCAGUGACAUCAUGAAUGCUAAUCAUUUCCUUACUUGAUACAUAAAUAAGGGCAGAUCAACUCACAAGUCCCUGAUCAUAAGGUGACACGAAAUUUUCAGCAUAACUAGAGUAAAAACGUUGUGUCAAGCAGUUUUGAUUCAUCUCUUAAUUCUCUCCAAAUUUCCUCAUCUGCCAAAAAACCAAAAAGCAGCCAACCAAACCCAAUUAUCAAUUUAAUACAUGGGAUUUUGUUGUCACUGCCUUGUAUUGCUGUUUCCUUUUACUGGGGAUCAAGCUUUAUCAGAUUGUGUGUUGGAUGAAAACCUCAGUUGGUGUCUGAAGGCUACUUGAAGUGUCUAAUAUGAGGAAGAGAAAGGACAUGAAAAGCAAGAGAUGUGAUGCACUGUUCCUAAUGAGCAUCCAAGAACUGAACUGUUUGCACUGCUGUUGAGGUGACAGUUUAGACACUACAAAUAAAGAACUAAGAGAAAAAGAAGCUUAAAAGAUGAACAAGCAAGAUAGCACUGGUCUUAAGCCCCCAAAAUCUUGGAUUGAAGAAGCCUUCAGUAAAAGAGAAUGUGCCCACAUUAUUCCCAGCUCAAAAGAACCACACAGAUGUCCUGCAGGAUGCCAGGUGUGCCAGAAUUUAAUCAGGUGCUGCUGUGGACGGCUGAUUGGAGAGCACCCAGGAAUAGAAUGCAGCUGGCCUGUUUGUCAGGCUGGCUUACAGAGCGAUGGUGGAGAAUGGUCAGUGCAAAACCACACAAAGAUGAGUCCAACAGAUGCAUUUGGUACAAUCAAUUUUCAAGAUGGCGACCACACGUACCAUGCCAAGUAUAUUAGACUUUCUUAUGACAGCAGUUUGGAUCAGCUGCUGCACCUGAUGGUUAAAGAAUGGCAGAUGGAAUUGCCAAAGCUAGUGAUCUCGGUUCAUGGAGGCAUUCAAAAUUUCAAGCUUCCCUCAAAGGUCAAAAAGGUUUUCAGCAAAGGGCUGGUGAAGGCAGCUGAGUCUACAGGAGCAUGGAUCAUUACAGAAGGCAUUAACAGCGGAGUGUCCAGGCAUGUGGGGGAUGCACUCAAAGGCCGCGCCUCACCACACCUGAGAAAGAUCUGUGCUAUUGGGAUUCCUCCAUGGGGUAUCAUUGAGAAUCAGAGGGAUCUCAUUGGAAAAGAUGUAGUUUGCCUGUACCAGACUCUUGGUAACCCACUCAGCAAGCUGAGUACGCUCAACAGCAUGCAUUCUCAUUUUCUAAUGGUAGAUGAUGGGACAGUAGGCAAGUAUGGGAAUGAAAUGAUGCUCAGGAGGAAUUUGGAGAAGUACAUAUCACUUCAAAAAAUACACACAAGAAUGGGCCAAGGUGUUCCCACAGUUGGGCUGGUGCUGGAAGGAGGCCCCAGUGUGAUCCUGAUGGUGCGGGAGUACGUGAGGGCCAGCCCAGCAGUGCCAGUGGUGGUCUACGAGGGCACUGGCAGAGCUGCAGAUAUCCUGGCAUUUGCCCACAAGCACACGGGUGACACGGAGGAUCUGUGCCCUCAGGUGAAGGAGGAGAUCUUAAUGAUGAUUCAGAACAUAUUUAGGUUGGAACAGAAACAGUCCAGUCGUCUAUUUCAUGUUUUGAUGGAAUGCAUGAAACACAGAGAGUCUAUUACCAUAUUUGAUGCUGAGUCAGAAGACGAGCAGGACAUUGAUUUGGCAAUUCUGACGGCACUCUUGAAAGGUACGAAUAUAUCGGCUUCAGAUCAGCUAGAUUUGGCAUUGGCCUGGAACCAGCUAGAUAUUGCCAAGAAACACAUACUUGUUUAUGGACAACACUGGAAGGUUGGUGCCUUGGAACAGGCAAUGCUGGAUGCUUUAGUCAUGGAUCGUGUGGAUUUUGUCAAACUGUUAAUAGAACAUGGAGUGAACAUGCACCGUUUUCUUACCAUAUCUCGUUUGGAAGAACUCUACAAUACAAAACAAGGACCAUCAAAUCUGCUUUUACAUCAUCUAGUUCGAGAUGUGAAACAGAAUAGCCUUUCUUUGGAUUACAAGAUAUCACUGAUUGACAUUGGACUAGUGAUAGAGUACCUCCUUGGUGAAGCUUAUCGGAGCAGCUACACAAGGAAGCAUUUCCGAAUUCUCUACAAUGAUCUCUACAGAAAACACAAGAGAGUGGUCUCCAGCUUGCCUCGAAGCCUGUCUCAUCCCUUUCAUCAGAGUAAUCAGACGGAUAGUGGAAUGGGAUCCACUGAAAGUACUUUGCAUUCUCAGUUCUUCAGAGCUGCACAGCCUUACAAAUACAAGGAAAGAUCCAGCCCUUUCCCAAAGUAUAAGAAGAAAUCAAAAGAGGAUAUAAACUGUGCAGAGAAUUAUGAGUCAACUGGCUUCAUCUAUCCCUAUAAUGACCUCCUGGUUUGGGCAGUAUUGAUGAAAAGACAGAAGAUGGCUAUGUUCUUCUGGCAGCAUGGAGAGGAAGCCAUGGUCAAAGCUGUUGUUGCUUGUAAACUGUACAGAGCAAUGGCACAUGAAGCUAAACAGAGCAACAUGGUGGAUGACACUUCAGAAGAACUCAAGAAGUAUUCAAAGGAAUUUGGGCAGCUUGCCUUAGAUGUGCUGGACAAAGCAUUCAAACAAAAUGAGCAGAUGGCCAUGAAGUUGCUGACCUAUGAACUGAAAAACUGGAGCAACUCAACUUGCUUGAAGCUGGCUGUGUCUGUGGGGCUGCGGCCUUUUGUGUCCCACACGUGCACACAGAUGCUGCUGACCGACAUGUGGAUGGGACGCCUGAAGAUGCGGAAGAACUCCUGGUUUAAGGUCAUUAUGAGUAUUCUCCUGCCUCCCACCAUCCUGAUGCUGGAGUUCAAAAGCAAAGCAGAGAUGUCUCAUGUGCCUCAGUCUCAAGACUUCCACCAGUUAUGGUAUCAUGGAGAACAGAGCCCAGUCAGCUCUAAAGAUACUUUGAAGGGUUAUGAUGUAGAAAAGGCUGUUCAGAAGUCUGAUGAAAGCCAAGGAGAUGGUGGACAAGGAAACCUGCCUGGAACUAGAAAAAUCUAUGAGUUCUACAAUGCACCAAUUGUCAAGUUCUGGUUUCAUACGAUGUCAUACUUGGCAUUCCUCAUGCUCUUUACUUACACUGUGUUGGUGAAGAUGGAACCAAGACCAAGUGUGCAAGAAUGGCUUGUUAUCAUUUAUAUUUUCACUACUGCUAUUGAAAAAGUCAGGGAGGUAUUUAUCUCAGAACCUGGAAAAUUCUGCCAAAAGGUGAAGGUGUGGAUUUAUGAAUACUGGAAUUUUACUGAUUCUGUAGCUAUCAUCCUGUUUAUGAUUGGUUUUGGUUUGCGGUGGUCCAACCCCCCUGUUCAAACUGCAGGGAGGUUGCUUUACUGCUUGGAUAUCAUAUUUUGGUAUACUCGGCUUCUUGACCUUUUUGCUGUGAAUCAGCAUGCUGGCCCAUACCUGACAAUGAUUGGGAAAAUGACAGGAAACAUGUUCUAUAUUGUAAUCAUGAUGGCCAUAGUCCUGCUGAGUUUUGGGGUGUCACGAAAGGCGAUUCUUUCACCAGAGGAGCCCCCUUCUUGGACACUGGCACGAGAUAUUGUAUUUCAGCCCUACUGGAUGAUGUUUGGUGAGGUCUAUGCUGGAGAAAUAGAUGUUUGUGAAGCCAAUGAAGACUGUCCUCCCGGCUCCUUUCUCACACCAUUUCUGCAAGCUGUCUACCUCUUUGUGCAGUAUAUCAUCAUGGUCAACUUGCUCAUUGCAUUCUUUAAUAAUGUUUAUUUUGAUUUGAAAUCCAUCUCGAACAAGCUCUGGAAGUACAACCGUUAUCGCUACAUCAUGACCUACCAUGAGAAACCAUGGCUGCCUCCACCAUUCAUCCUCCUGAGUCACAUUGGCCUUCUGAUAAAGUGCAUCUUCUACCACCAGCCCCCAAAUGAGUUGGACCAAGAGGAAGGCGAUGUUGGACUAAAGCUCUACCUGAGUGAUGAGGAGUUAAAGAAACUCCAUGACUUUGAGGAACAGUGUGUAGAAGAAUAUUUUCUUGAAAAGAAUGAAAACCUGAGUUCCAGUAGCAGUGAAAGGAUCCGUUUGACCACAGAAAGAGUGGAAGAGAUGUUUCAACAACUUAAAGAAGUUCAUGAGAAGGUAUUUUAUAUCAAGGAGUCUUUACUCUCCCUAGACAGCCAGCUAGGACAUUUGCAAGACCUGUCUGCCCUGACAGUGGACAUCCUGAAAGUGCUUUCAGCUGUAGACACCUUGAAGGUGGAAGAAGCCUUACUGGCUGACACAAAACAUCAAAGUUGCAGGAAGCUGCCCCAUAGCUGGAGCAAUGCAUUCUAUUCCAAGACUUUGAGCAGCCUGGAGGGCUUGUAUGACAAGAAAUACCACUAUUACAGCAUGCCACCCUCCCUCUUACGGAGCUUGGUAAGGACUCAAUCUCCAUCAGAGUGCAAACUCUUGAAGUCUGAGAGUAACAAGGUGGUAGAAGACAGCUCUCAAAAGGUAGAAAUAGAAACAGACACAAUCACUUCAGGAGUAUCCUCUGAGACUAAGUCGACUCCUAGGUAUGGGCAGUUUUUGCUGGUGCCUCCUGACCAUCAGGGAGGGUCUUUUUGCGAUGAUGUCACCUUAAAUUUCUCCUUUUUGAACACUGCUGCCAAGUACAAGGAUGAAGCAUUCAGAGAUGACCUGCAAAGUAGCAUUGUAGUUCCUCAAAACUUGCCGGGUAUCAGCUUCCUUGGUAAAGAGACAGAAGGUUACCAAUGGAGCCAGAGAGACUAUGUUAUUCAUUUGCCAUCAGAAAAGAUUAAUGCUGCAGAAGCUGCUCAUACCCUUGAUCUCCAGCCACCACUGGAUAUUAAAGAAAGUGCAGAAUCCCCUUGUGAUGACAAGGAAGAAACUGAAGGUGGUUAUGUGAACUGGGGAUUCUCUGAAGGUGAUGAAAAAGGAGUUUUCAUCUCAGAUUCAAAGAAGAAAGCCUUGUACCUCCAUUCCUCAUAUGACAGGGCUAACAAUUGCCAGAAUAAUCCCACCAGGAAUGUCCACUUAAGGGAUUCGAAGUCCUUCUCCUACAACUCUGUCAAGUCAUGUCACAGCAGCAGCCUCUCUCAGAACAGGCUGAAACGAAGCAUCUCCUUCUGGAUCAGCCCUCUCUGGAGGGACUGGAGUUUCUGCAGAAGCAACAGCUUACCAUCCCCUAAGAAAGAGAGAUCAGGGAAAGUCUGCAAUGCUGUAGGCGAAUCUUUAGGAUCCUGUGAGCUACACCAGAGUGAGGCAACUAAGGCAAAACAGCAAAACAGAGACAGAAAGUCUGGGAGAGGAAAGAGGAAUCCAAAACCUCUUCAGGUGCCGGUGAUUAGAGUGGAUGGUUGUCCUCAGAACACUCAAGUGAACUCAGAGCCUGCAGAAAUCAAUGUCUGGGAUGAGCAAGAGAAACACAGCAAGAAUUGGCUCACCGUGUCUAAUUUCAGUCAGCUAAGUUUGGAACGUCUCCAUUACAAGCACCAGAAAAUUAAAAAUCCAGACUUUGGUAGGCAUACCAUACCAUUCUGUGAUUACCUGAGGCAUUCUAGAGAGGAAUUCAGUAAUAGUGUAUUUGGAAACACCAAGAAAAGUAAUCUGAACAGGAACUCCUCAUUGAGAGCUCCAGAGGAAACUGACAAGAUCUUCUCCUGCUUGAAAACAUCUCAAGAUUUGCAUCUUCACUACUCAGCUGUUGAAAGAAACAACUUAAUGAGACUUGCUCAGACCAUACCAUUUACACCAGUCCAGCUCUUUGCUGGAGAGGAAGUGACAGUCUAUCAGCUGGAAGAGAGUUCGCCUAUGAAUCUUGAUAAAAGCAUGUCUUCCUGGUCCCAGUGUGGCACAACUGCAAUGAUCCAAGUCCUGUCACGGGAGGAGAUGGAUGGGGGUCUGCGGAGGGCCAUGAAGGUCAUUUGUACUUGGUCUGAGAGUGAUGUAUUAAAGUUGGGACAAGUAUUUAUUGUGAAGUCUUUCCUGCCAGAGGUGGUUCAAGCUUGGCAAAAGAUCUUUCACCAUGGCACAGUAUUACAUCUCUGUCUGAGGGAGAUUCAACAGCAAAGGGUUGCCCAGAAGUUAAUCUAUACCUUCAACCAAGUGAAGCCUCAUACUAUUCCCUAUACUCCAAGGUUCCUGGAAGUUUUCCUCAUCUACUGCCAUUCAGCAAAGCAGUGGCUGACCAUCGAGAAGUACAUGACUGGUGAAUUUCGGAAAUACAACAACAACAAUGGAGAUGAGAUUACUCCCAUCAGCUUGCUGGAAGAGCUGAUGCUGGCCUUCUCUCACUGGACCUACGUCUACACCCGUGGGGAGCUCCUGGUCCUGGAUAUGCAAGGUGUUGGGGAAAACCUUACAGAUCCAUCUGUGAUUAAACCUGAAGAUAAAAAGUCUGGGAAGAUGGUAUUUGGACCAGCAAACCUAGGAGAAGAUGCAAUAAGAAACUUCAUUGCAAAGCAUCGUUGUAAUUCCUGCUGCAGAAAGUUGAAACUUCCCGAUUUGAGAAGAAGUAACUACACAUUGGAAACUGCUGGUCCAGCCUUUGGAACAGAAGUGGAAACAAGCACUGAAGAAGCUGAUGAUACAGAUGAGACUUCUGAGUGUGAUGCACAGCUGUGAAGCAGAGAGCCCAUGUGUUUGCAUAUUCCAAAAUUUGUCAUUUAUCACUGCCAAGGGUUUGUCCAAAAUCACAAAAUACAGGUGACUGAGUGCAGCAUCUGUCUGCCCUAGCUAGACCCUAUAGACAAGGAAUGAAAAAAAUUAGCUUUAUUUACUCCUUUAUUUACUUGCAUGCUCUUGUGCUGGCCUUUCUUGUACAGAUUAACGAAUCACCAGGAGCAGGUCAUCCCUUACCUGGAUGAACUCUCCCAUCAAUGCCAUUUUUGAUAAUGUAGGUCAUGGUUACAAGUUAUACUUUCUUAGGAAGAUGAUUGUGACAAGUUCAUUUCCAAGUGGUAGUAAUUUCUGUUUCUCUUUCUGCUCUUUAGUAAAUAAAUGAAUGCAUACAUGUGCAAAUAAUUAAUUUUCAGUCACAGCCCACUCAGGCCCAUGCUCACUUUUCUUGAGCGUAAAAGGCUCUUCAGGAAAUUGCAGAAAUACUACUUUCUCUUUAUUAUUGAUUUUGAUGCAGAGAUAAACCAGGAAUAAAUAAACCAAGUAAUGAAGUUUUGGUUUAAGCAGUAGAAGUGUUGGUUUAAACAUGACAGACUGAAAAAUUUUGUAGGAACUUCAAUUCUUUUCACAUACCAAGUGUUAUGGUUUGAGGCUGGCACAAUGCCAGUGUCCUUAUGAAAAUAUACUUUUUUUAGUGGCUGCUGUGACAUGUGAUCAGGAACAAAGCAAAGCAGGCUCCGAUUUAGGAGUAAAGGAAAACAACUUUAUUAACUACAAUAUCUAAAAAGGAACAGAUACAGAACUAAGAAUGAAAACUCUCCAAGUACAUUCUUUGUUCUCUCCUCAUUUCACCUACAGCAUGAAAUAACACCAUAGAUUUACACCCAGUCACCAUCUCUUAGAUAAUCAACUUUCAGUUUACCACUACCUUUCAAAUAUUUAACUCUUAAGUUUUUUAGGGAGAGAUGAGUCCCUCCUCGCACCACAGGCUUCCCCCAGAAACACAGUUGAAACCUCUUGUGUUUCCAUGUCACUCGUGGCACUGCCCGGAGAACAUUGGCCCUCGUGAGUUCUUCCCUCCAUGUCCAGUGCUCUCACCACUGCACAUGGACCAGAACUGCUUUUAGGGUUCCCCUUUUGAGGAUGCCCCACCCAGUUCCAAAAGCAGCAGUCUCUCAGCUUUGGGACACCAGUCCCCAACAAAUUUACUCCCUGGGGCCGAGGGGCCUCGUGAUCAGAGAUCUUCCUCUUCCUGAAGACAGAGGGAAUUCCACACCCUCCUCAGUCAUCUCUGUUCUCGCCACUGCUUCACUGCACUCUCUUUGGCUUCAAGGCGUCGCCUCCCCCUAAAUGCAGUCUCUGUGGCACAGGAAAAACAUGGGUCUGUCCAUGGCCAUACAAGAGAGAGUGGCCCAAGGCCACUCCAUCAUCUCCUCCCACCUUCUCACCUCUUCUGACAUUUCCAACGUGCACCAAUUUCCAUCGCACUUGCUCAUUUCCUCCUGCUUCACCUCUCUCUCCUCAUUCUGAUUCAGGAGGAUCAGUAUUUGCAAGGUUUCCAUUACUCUAGAAAGGGGUUAAAAUCUUCGCCUCUGUCUGCCCAGAACUCCUAUGGAGGGUGCCGCAUCCCCCACUUCUCCUUCUGGCCGGCGGUGCUGCCAGUCCAUGAUACAGAAUUUCAAGGCAGCACAGGCAGUGGUUCUCUCUCUAUCUCCCGGGGGGUUGGGGCCUGAUGCUUCUCAGGGCUCCUCCACCCUUCCAUCCUGCAAGGCCUUCAGCCCCUCCUCUGCCCGAGGCUCCGGCCUCCCUCACCCGGCCGCACGGCUUCCCUCUCCCAGCCAGCCCCAGCUGGGCAGGGGAGCUCUGAGCUCCUUCACGGACCGGGACCGAGAGAGAGUUCUCCUGGGAGUUCUUGCUUUUAACCCCCUGUGUUCUCAGAGGCAGUCCAUACCUUCAGUGGCCAAACCAGGUGCCAAUAUUCAAAGCCAAGCACCGAUUGAGCACAACCUCCCAAAAAACUCACUUCCUUCUUAACCUACGACACCAAGAAAACGUUGCACAAUAAAGUGGCAGAUUAUUGGACCCACAAGCACUGAUUUUUCUUAUUUUGAGUUGAAGAAGUUGACUAUUCUGUGGUAUUUAAUACAAACAUCUUGAAUAUUAUUUGACUUUUAGGACUUGCUUGUCUUUAUGAUAUUUUAGCUUCUGAAUGUUUUAAAGUUGCAAUUGGAUGAAAGAUUGUAGAAGUCACAAAGGAUAGUAUGCUCCAUUUGGUAUUUAACUGGUUGUCAAUAUCAGACUGAAUGUAGGACUGCUGUCUAACAGUGGUAAAAUUAUAUUAGGCAGCAUCCACGUUUGUUUCUGUUGAUGUCCUCUGAUUACAGUUGAAGUUCAGAAAACAGAAAAAUCAAUCUGUGCAAUAUGAUUUUUGUAAAGACUGAAAAGAAAUUUUCAGCAGAAGUAUUUCUAAUAACUGGUGCUCCAACUUUGUACUUUGGUGUUGAGUAGAAAAAACUAAUGUUCAAACGUCAGUCAUUAGAAAACCUUAUACUUGAAUAAAAAAGAAAAAAUAAUCAUACUUCCACUACAGCUGACAGUAAAUUUUAAGGUGUAAGGGGGCUUUUUAUUGUGAUCUGUGAUUUAUUUGCUAUAUUUCACAAGUGUUGAUAUAUACAUAGGAUUUGGACGUUAUGUGUCCCCAGUUUUUGUAUUGAUUACUAUAUUGAUAUUGAAGUUAUCAGUAUUGUAAACAGUCAUUGCGGUAAUCAUCUACACAAUGUUUAGCUCAGAUGCUUUCAGUUUCUGGGAAAACUUAGAAGAGGUUCCUAUUGGUUUUUUCUUUUUUAACAUAAUUUUAUAAAACCACCCCAUAUUUUUCUCCAUCAGAUUAUACUUCUCAUUUUGCAAAAUAUAUAGUUUCCUUUGGCUCUUCUUUUUGGAAGCAAGCCGAUAUAUCAGAAAACUGUGGAAGAGGUAGUUUGGUUGCAUCUCUGCAGACUAAGGGUGAAUUUUUGUCCAUAUGCCUGUAAAGUAGUAAUUCUGUUUCCUGUUGUUGUCAUUUUAAAAUCUGACUUUAGGGAUAUAUGUGCUUACAUGAAUACACAUAUACUUUAAAGAAAGAUCUUUCUCUCAAGAAUUUCUAACUAUUUGUCCGCCUUUGAAUUCAAUUAAGUUAAAUGACACAUACAUAUGUCUUGAAAGUCAAAGACAAUGUAACUCCUGCCUGAUAGUGUUGUUUUCUCAAAAUGUUGCCAUAAAUUUAGAACACAUAUAUAUUAUGCACCUAAAAUAAAUUCUAGGCCAGGCUGGGCCUAAGCACUUUAUAUUUCUUACAAGUUUUGAAGGUAUGCACAAAUCAUUCUUCAGAUGACCUUUUCUUGGUAAUGCUCCUAUUGCCUGCAAGAGUGGGUGGCUCCUGCAUUCAUAGCAACAUUUGUGAGAAUUCUUAUGAUAUAGAGCUAGCUCAGUGUAGAUUAAUCUUAUUCCUUCUUGUCAGUAUCUGUCAAGGUAAAUACUACAUUGCAGUAUGAUAUUGGGGAUCCUUGCAAGAUACUAAUCUGUGUUAAAAUGUAGUUUAUUUAAUUUUAUAGCUAUUUAAUUUUGUUCAGUGUGAAAUAUUAAGUGGGCGAAACAAGAAAAAGAGGCAUUUCAAAUUGUUCCACUGUAUAUUUUUAUCCUUGCACUAAUUUUUCCAAACGUGGAGACACUAAGUUGAAGUCCAGUAAUUCUGCUGGCUGAUAAAUGAUGCCUCACCUUUCUUUUUGCAUCUUUUGGGAGUGCUGGUUCAUAUUUCACUAAACUGUAAAUUUAAGUAUAUGAUUGAAGAACUUCCUCCCCUCCCUUUUAUAGUUUAGUAAUAAAUUAUCUUUACAAUUUAAAAAAAUUAUUUCUUUUGAGAUCUUUCUUAUUACAAAUUCUGUACAUUCUUUAAAUUGUCUUUUGAUUUCUAAAUACUGACAUUGGAUUGAAACACAUGCCUACUGAAGACAUUAAAAAAAAACCCCAACAGCUUUUUAAGGGGAUGGCAGUAAGCCCCAUUCACACUAAAAUUUGGGUUCAUGUGAAAUGAAAGAUGUGGAAGUCAGGUUCUUUCUCCAGCUGCUUGACAGCUAGAGUGGAAGAGGAAAUCAUGUGUGUCAAACCAAACCACAGGAGUUUUUGAUUAUUAGCAUCAAUAUUUGUUUAUGCUGAAAAGAACGUACAGGGAUUUCUUUUAUAAUUCUGGUGGGUUCAGGAAAAAAAAAGCCCUGUUUACUUUGUUCAAAUAAGUCAAGCAGUAAAGUUUUGAAAGGACAAAACAAAAAAUCCACCAGAGUAUUUAUAAACUCACUUUUUAAUAUGAGCUUAAAAGAAGCUUACUUAGCAAUACAGUUGGGAUUAUCCACAGCAAAAUGAUUUUUUGGCAUCUGCUGCAUUGGAGAUGUAGCUUGAACAUAUGAAAAAUAUCCAGAAAUUGAAAAUCUCAUACUCAGGAAGGUUUUUUUUUUACUUUUAUUCAUAAUUGUGGUGUAUUUGGGGUUAUUAAUUUGUUAGUGCAAUAAAAUUAAAAAGGGAUAUUACACAUGUAUUCUCUAGAAAUGUAUUUGUUCUAGUUUUGUCACUCUAUUUCAUAUUAUUUCUAAAGAAUAAAAGAACACUUUCACAAUGUUUCUGUUCUUGAUAGGUGUAAAAUGAAACAACAUUUUUGAUCACUAAGGGGAACUGGUGAAAGUAACAUACAGAGAAUAAUGCAGUUAUUUUUAUCUUUAAUCUCAAAGUAAUAAACAUGUAUUCUAUAUUUA